This is a messenger RNA of Cladophialophora immunda, 2191 nucleotides long. RefSeq lists its product as uncharacterized. NCBI's taxonomy places the organism in Eukaryota, Fungi, Ascomycota, Eurotiomycetes, Chaetothyriales, Herpotrichiellaceae. The transcript has 3 exons. The coding region runs from base 533 to 2023 and encodes 496 amino acids. The record is from RefSeq and is a predicted model, not a curated record. Gene Ontology annotation, molecular function: catalytic activity.
CCCUUGUCCAUCAUUGCUGCAUCGAGUCGCCCAUCGUGAUGCCCUUCUUCCCCCCUGCACUCAAACAUGCGACCUGCCGGCGGCGAUUGGAGUUUACCUUGUGUUCCCCUGGAUUAUUUGUGCACCGACCGCUGCUUGCUGGAGCAAGCCUGUCUGUUCGAGAGCAAUGGGCUGAUCAUGCUCACGUUUCCGAAGAUGGGAAGGAUCACACCUCGGCAUCCUUCGUUGCUAGCGAGGCAGGCGCCAUGCUGAAUGUGAAUGUCAAUGUGUGAAAUCGACGGUUUGCUGCUGGCCUCUGACUCUGAUGCCUUUCCUGCACAGUCACGGGUUGCUUGUCUUUUCUUUGUCUCCCUGAGAAAAGCCGGUCUGAUCAGACACAGACCUGACCUCACACCAUCUCUAAUUCCACGUCCCGUUGAAGCAAUACUUGACUGUUGACCCUCGUCCAUUCGCUGACUUUCGUGCUCCCUUGAGCAGUUGACCGCCUUCAGCUCCCCAUGAACCUACCUUUCUCUACAGAUCACUCCUCAUUAUGGCAUCGUCCUUCUUAGGUCGACUCUUUGGCCAGGUUUCUUUCUACUCGUUCGGCUUUUUCAAUUGGUGCCUGUUCCUGGGCCUGUUUGUGAAAAAUGGAACAUUCUUCAGGAAGGAUACCGAGCAAGAUAAGUUGCAGUUUGCAAUUGAAAGAGAUCGCUUUUGGAACCUGACCAAAUCACCUUUCCCCGGCUUCAAGCACUUCUUCUACACCCUCCGCAACGGCCUCAGACUGCACUAUAUCAGCAACCGGGACGGAGCUUCGCAGGGCAACUUGGUCAUAUUCUUUCAUGGGUUUCCCGACAGUUCGAUGAUGUGGAGACAUCUCAUGCAAGAGCCGGCCAUGCCAAUCCACGAUGCUACCCUGGUCUGCGUCGAUUUACCUGGAUACGGUGGAAGUGACAGUUUCAAGAAGUACGAUACGGAAGUGCUCGAGGCCCUCACGGAAUUUGUUGUGGCAAUGAGGGACAGGUACAUCCCGGCGGAAGAUUCAGACGAGACGAGCACAUUCAUCGUGGGCCAUGACUGGGGGUGUGUUUUGGGCUUUCGUCUGGCUGCAGAGGCUGCAAGCCUUGCAGAUCGCUUCAUUCUGACCAACGCACCGCACGUCGAACUCGCCUUUGCCAAUAAGAACCGUAUUCUGAACUCAGCCUCGAAAAUCUUCAAACAGUUCAAGCAGUCUCCGAAACAAAAUUUUGGGUGUUUGUCGAAAGCCCUGAAGACGUUGAAGCCUUUGAUGGUGCAAACGUUGUUGAUGGGGUACAUUUUUGCAUUCCAUUUGCCAUCCAUCUUCGUCAGAUACCUGGGCGUUGCCGGGAACUACUCUUUCAUACGAGGGGCAAAUUGGUCAUCGUACGCAAAAGGCUCAAAGGAAUAUCGUGCUCAAGAAUGUAUGGCCUCUUCUUUCGGCCCUGGGCCAGAGGAGUGCAAUACAUCCAUUCCGGCCGUCAACAACCUGCCCAACACCACCAACGGAGAGGCUCAAGCAGACAGUUACGGCCCCAGCGUACUGCAACGGGCACAAUCUCCUCAAGAGGCUUUCUGGAAUAUGACCGGCUAUUAUCGCGAUGGAGUAGGCUGGCGUCCGUGGACCAAGUCGCUUGAGGCUAUAACGGACCUCUACGCUCUGGAGACCUCGGCAUCGGAAUCCAGUUCUCCUGGCAGACGUCGGUCUUCGGUGUCGCAAUCUCUGUUUGUUGAUCAAUACAAGGGGAGCCUCAAAGCACCUACGUACAUUCUCUGGGGAGAGAAAGAUCAGGCUUGUUCCAAACCAAUCUGUUUGGAUGGAAUUGGAGACUACUUGGGCAGAGACAGUGAAGUGACAAUCCUUCCGCGAAGCGGUCACUGGACUCCUGUUCAGAAAGAAGCGCGGCCGGCACUUGCUACCGUGAUUGGGUUAUUUGCUGGAGCAGGCGCGAGACCUGUGGCGAAAAUGACAACCGAGGUACAGAAAGUGUACGAAGGGGCUGUUUUGAUGGUGAAGAAAUGAAGCGCAAUUCCGAUGAGUUGAUGAUACUAUGUACUCCUGUACUCAAAUCCGGGAUCGGGAAGGGGUUAGUUCUGUAUGAUACUGGUCAUCAGCGGCGUGUCCAUCCAUUGCUGACUAUUCCAGCCGAGAGAGCUCGUAGGCUAGAUGAAAUGAGAACUCUUGAACUCA